Rhinocladiella mackenziei CBS 650.93 is the source of this 2760-nucleotide messenger RNA. RefSeq lists its product as uncharacterized. Gene Ontology annotation, biological process: positive regulation of transcription by RNA polymerase II. Bases 1 to 2760 code for a protein of 919 amino acids. Lineage: Eukaryota; Fungi; Ascomycota; Eurotiomycetes; Chaetothyriales; Herpotrichiellaceae. The transcript is spliced from 3 exons. The record is from RefSeq and is a predicted model, not a curated record. Gene Ontology annotation, molecular function: DNA-binding transcription factor activity, RNA polymerase II-specific; transcription cis-regulatory region binding; zinc ion binding. Gene Ontology annotation, cellular component: nucleus.
AUGGAGGUCCAGAUCCCUUCCCCGUCCGUUUUCUUAGAGAAAUCUCCCGUCAUUUCGCCCGGGUCAGCGGUUCCAGCGAAACGACAUACCGUCGCAAAACCAAAGGGAAAUGCUUCCUCAAAAGUUCUUAGCAGACCCGGCCUGGCCGUUCAGGAUGGCGCGGUCACCAAGCCAAAACAGAGCAAGAGUCGAAAUGGUUGCAUGACAUGCAAGAAGAAACGAUUAAAAUGUGACGAGACAAAGCCUUCCUGCGUCCAAUGCCAGAAGAGAAGUGUCGUGUGCGAGGGAUAUAAGAAGGACUAUAAGUGGAGGACGUUCGAGGAAACCACUUUUACGUCCAAACCGAGCGCGAAAAGGAAACCAUUUCGAUCCAAUUCCUUCUCCCUCAACCACAACAAUAUCUCUCAACCGCUCGAUAUUACUGCUGGUGGACGGCCUGUUCAUCAGGAUGCCGUCGUCGAAGAUUCCCAGGCAUCAAAAACAUGGUCGCCAGGACUUCAUUCGGCAUUUGCCACAGCUGCCCACGCCUUUCAACGCCAAAGUCAUGGUCAAAGCCAUAGUCAGAGCUCGUCACUGAGUCCGGAUCAGCAAGGAGACCUCAAGUCAGAGAAAACAUCAUCAUCACCACCUCUCCAUCUGACACCGGAUUCCAUAUUCAUGCCACCAUUUAAUGCAGAAGGCAUCUCUCCUAGCCUGUCAUUUGGCGAUAACAUCGACCCCUACAGCUUGACGACGACGACGACGACGUCUUCUACCAAUGAUAACAAUAGCACUUGCUCGUUCUCGUCUGGAUCCCCUCAACUUCUGGACCUCCUCUUACCGGGAACUGAUCUGAACCAGCCGCCAGAUCCCUCCGAGAUCCGACCGGCAAUGUCCCCUCACCCGUAUCAGCCUGGAACCUUCGAUGCCAACAUGAAUAUGGAUGAAGACUUUGAUGAAGAAAUUAUCCGAUCGGACGCUAUUGCUACCUCGACUACGAUGCCCACACUUCCUCUCCCCACCCCCGCCUCUCUCCUCGACCGGAACUCUACCCCUCCGACCUGGCAUGCUUUCCGCACGUCGUCUCCCACCCCCAGCGAAACAUCCACGUCGUCUUCCAAAUCGAGCGACAUGACUAUUCUGGCCCAACCUGCCCUCGACGCCUCCUCACCUGAAAUGCUUAUGCUUCGGUUCGACAAGCAAACCUGUGGCAUUCUGUCUGUCAAGGAUGGUCCGACCGAAAACCCCUGGCGUACCUUGAUUUGGCCAUUGGCGCGGGAAUCGCCAGCCUUGUACCACGCGAUCUCCUCAAUGACAGCCUUUCAUGGUGCGCACGAAAUUCCCAAUCUGCACAUGCCAGGCAUGGCGCAUAUGACCAAAUCUAUCAAACGCCUUGCCUUUGAGAUCGAGAAUAUGCGGCUUGACUCGGCGCUCGCCACGUCACUGGCUCUGGCCUUUAGUGAAGGCUGGGACAGCCAUGUGAGUACCGGCGUGCAGCAUUUGCGCGGCGCAAAGGUCAUGGUCAAUAAUGCGGUUGUCAAACAUCGACGAGACAUGCAAAUGGGCCGAAUGACCACCCAGGAUGCCAACAGACUGAAAUUUCUCUGUAACACCUUUGUUUACAUGGAUGUCAUCGCCCGAUUGACGUCUCUCGAAGAGGCCUUUGACCUGAACUUUGAGGAAAUUCUGAGCACCGUGAAUGCUCCAUUCGGGGAUCUGGUUGAAGUCGACCCUUUGAUGGGUUGUGCAACGACCUUGUUUCCUCUGAUGGGCCGUGUCGCAAAUCUCAUCCAGCGCGUGCGCAAGACCGAAUCAAAUUCUCUAACACUGGUGAGCACAGCGAUGGAGCUCAAGGAGCAACUAGCACAAUGGCAAGCGCCGAGUGCCAUGCUCUUUGAACGACCGGAGGACCCCAAUUCCGAAGUCCAACACUCGAUCCAAACCGCCGAGGCGUAUCGCUAUGCCACUCUCCUCUACCUACAUCAAGCUGUACCUGAAAUACCCAGUGAUUCGGCACUGACACUAGCGAAGAAAGUGCUCGUCACGCUAGCCUCAGUGCCCCUUUCGUCUCGAGCGACGAUUGUCCAAAUCUUUCCCCUUUUUGCGGCGAGUUGUGAAAUCACAGAACCCGACGAUAGGGACUGGGUCGUGCAGCGCUGGGCGGCGAUGAUCACGAGACUCAAGAUUGGAAAUGUAAAUUCCUGCUGGAAUGUUGUGCAAGAGGUGUGGAAUCGGCGUGAUGCCUACGAGGCCGAGAAAGCCAACAGAUUACUGAGACGGUACACGUCACGUGGUGUCCCCGGUGGUAAUUUUGUCCCUCCGGUGAUUAAUAUGCCGCCUGGCUUGAAGAGGAAAGCCCACACAGCUGAUAACAUAACUGAGGAAGAGGUGCUUCUCAAUCAGAACCAGGACCCGGGUCAGGGUCAGAAUCUGCAAGCGGGGAAUUCUAUGAAUGGUGUUUUAUUGGGAGAUGAACUUGAUGCAGCCGGUCGAGUUCUCAAACGACGGGUCACUGUUGACUCGACGAGUCACGGGAUGGCCAUGUCUAAUAUGGGCUCGAGUGCAAGCGGAAGCUAUCUAACUUCAAUGGCCACGGUCCCUCAACGACGUCUUGGUGGCGACGUCAUGUCUCCAGACCAACUUGAACCCGAGUACACGGUGCGAGGAAAAUUGCAUUGGUUGGGGGUUAUGACUGACUGGCACUGGGAAGCUCUUUGCUCUGAGAAUUUUUACAAUGAUCUGAUGUGUUUGCCUCUACUCGCCUUGCCCACUCCCAUCUGA